AUGGACAAGGCAAAGCGUGACUGGCUUUUCGCCAAUAUGUUUCGUCAUGGAGAUGAUCUGCGCAAGUACGAAGCGUUUGUGCCUCCCGUUUUGCUGGCAAAGCCCCCAACAACGAAGGAGACCAAGAAGCGACCGUUGUCUGCUCGUCAGCUCGUCCCACAACCGAAUCCAGAGUUGCAAAAUCGAGAGCGCAACUGGGUGGCAACUACCCCGCACGACUCGAAACUACCGCAGUACGACUCGAUCCUGGACAAAUACUGCACCAGAGUCACAAACCCCGAGGUCCAGCGUCAGAUCUACCAGACCAGACAAAGAGAUUUGUCACCCCAAUUGGCUUUUGUUCUCGAGAAGCGAGUGGCGAAACACUACCGAAAAGGCUUCUACGACUCUUUUGGUGGAGUCGGCUCCUACAAGACUGAAAUUGUGCCAACAGCCCCAGGCGACGGUAUGCGGCCCAGGCAGAUGUCUCCGAGCUCUUCGACCAAGUCGGGGCUACUGGAAAGGCAAGCACUCAGCCGUGUUGCACUAGAUGAAAAGUAG
Molecule: messenger RNA, 540 nt
Organism: Phytophthora infestans T30-4
Lineage: Eukaryota; Oomycota; Peronosporomycetes; Peronosporales; Peronosporaceae
Exons: 2
Coding region: 1-540 (179 amino acids)
Source: RefSeq, a predicted model, not a curated record